Molecule: messenger RNA, 1905 nt
Organism: Fopius arisanus
Lineage: Eukaryota; Metazoa; Arthropoda; Insecta; Hymenoptera; Braconidae
Product: THAP domain-containing protein 2-like
Exons: 4
Coding region: 593-976 (127 amino acids)
Source: RefSeq, a predicted model, not a curated record
UUUUUUCAAAAUAUGUACUUUGUUCGCCAAGUAUACCGCGGCAUCAAGGGGAGCGGAAGUCGUCUAUUCGCUUACCUUAAGCCUAUUGCGCAUGCGUGACUGUCCUAACUACAUAAUGUACGCAACAAAAUCCAGUUUAGAAUUUUUACAAACAAAACCAUUAACUCAUAAAUUACGAAACCUUCAUUAUAAUGACCACCAAAUUAUUAUCGAUUCCAGUUAUUUUUAAAUUGUUUAAUCAUAACUUCUGCUCAUUAUUAUGGUAAAAAAGGAGAAAUCAAUUAAGCAAAAACUAAUUACUCUCAAAUUCUAAUCAUGUUCUCCUAAAUUCCACCAAAUUACCACCUAAAUAUUUACAAAGAGAAACGUUUGAAAAGUUAAUUGAAAAACUACAUUUCUUCCAAGUACACAGUGCCGUAGUAGCUCGGUACUACAGUGCCCUUGACUGCGCAUGCGCGUCACCCAACGGAGGGUGAUGCAGACGGUAAAUGACGCUGGAAAAAUGACGCCAUAACGAUUUAGUUCACGUUACGACUCGGUAAUUUUUUAAAAGUGUCCGGUUGACAAAAGUAUAUUUUCUUCCUUGCGAAAAAUGCGGUGUGUUUACUGCGGUAAAACAAACAAGACGCAUGAGAAGAUAUCUUUUCAUCGAUUUCCCAAGGAUGGGAAGUUGGUGAAGAUCUGGGUGAAGAACAUGGGCAGACUGGAUUUUGUGCCGAAACCCUGGCAUCUGCUCUGUGUAGAGCAUUUUGCUGAAAACUGCAUCGAUUUCCGGGACUUGAGAGCAAGGUUGCGGAAGGGAUCUGUCCCAACGAUCUUCAAAGAUAAUAAGGAAAACUUGGCCUUUCCGUCCGAUACAGAACUUCAUGUACGCGCCUGUAAACAGAUGAAACUUGAUGGGAGUUUGAGUGGCCAAGAAGUAGCUAAAAAAGACUUACCUACCACAACCCGAUUGGAAAUAGAAGGUCUACAUUAGGAAAUUCCAGCGACACGGAUGAAAGUGAUUUCCCACAACCAUACCUAUGCAGAGGUUGGAGAACUUACCCUACGUAAGUUGGAAAAAACGCAGACGAGACUGACAACAAUUAUGCGAGACAAGAAAACUCUUCAGCAGAAGACAUGCCGAUUCCAGAAGAGAAUCACCAAAUUCAAGGAAAUCGUGGCCUCAAUGGGGGAAGCCGAGGAUUUGACUACACGUAGAAAAAUAUAACCACUCUAAACUUUGUUCAAAAAGUGAAAAAUUAUCCAAUCAUAAUGAAUAGUAUUAUAUUUUCUCCUUACCCAGUGAAGAUUUUUCAUUGUAAUCAGCUCAAAUUGAACUAAAUAGGGAAUCUUAUUUCCCGAUAAUGAAUAUAAAAAAAUGCCAAGAAUAUUCAUUUCCUUUUAGCUUUUCCUAUGCAGAUCCCAUACCAAGAAAUACAUUUUAAGUUCAAACGACCCACUUCCCGCUAUUUUUGAUGAUUUGUAUCUCGUGGAAAUUUACCCAGAAACUUUCCGGCUACUCUGGAUAAACAUGCUUCUCCCCUUCCACUGACAACUGCGCUGAGCAUGCGCACUUGGUAGAAGUUUAGUUCCCGGACUACUAUUCGGACGCGCUGAUUGACUUUGAAAUGGGCCUCACUAGGAGAAUACGCGAUAGUCUAUCCAGUUAUAUAGAGAUCAGUGAUGUCGCGUUAUUCAUACUGCGUUAAUUUUCAUCUAAUAUCAAUCUAAUGUCAAUCAUUCUCAUUUUCAAUUUAAGAAAGAUAAUUUUAAAUUUUUUAGAAAAUAUUUCCUCUAAGUAAAAACAAAUGACCCCGAAGUUUGCUGAAAAUUAUCUUUAUCAGCGGAUAUGUCAGUGAAAAAUUGAGGAAUUGAAAGUUUAAAAUUGUGUUUUUUUUUAUAGGAAAAGAUUUGGUGGUGAUA